UCCCAGGACGACACCAUUGCAAGGUCAUUGACUCUUCUGGACACAACACUGUAGCGCUGGGCGUCGAGGGUUUCUUGGUCCUUCUGAGAGCAGCGCCUACAAACUACGAUCAGUGAAGAGCCCCUACUCGUAUACUCACCCUUUGCGUUAAACUUAGCCGUCCAGUGGCUCCAUGGGCCCCUAUGUUUCGAGCGUAUGUCGCAUGGUUUCCCUGGACAACCUAUACACGUGCGACUACACGAACCAGAGUACAAGGCAUUGCGCUUUCAUCACAAGUAUGCAAGUAUAAUGGGCUCAGUUGCAUAUUGCACACUUAUGUUCUGUUAUCUAUUAUAGUUUUACAAUAGUAUGCUAAGGAGUUGUGACAAUGGGACUGCACAAGAAAAAAAAAGUCCAACAUAAGCAGGACAAAGCUUUUUGGUUUGCUAGUUCAAACCUGCUCAAGUGCAGUCUUUUGAUACAAUCAUUUUUCAGAGAAAUACACUGAAAGCUGUUGUGCAAUGUGCUGCAUCGGAAAACGCACCACGUAAUGUUGAUACACCGCGGGUGCGCUUGUUUAGGCAGAUGCUUGGCCAGAACUGCUGCCGCCGCUGCCAAAUAUGCAAGGUACAACAUGGGCCAUGCUAGCCAACUACGAAUCUGCAGUGCACUUUUUCGACAAACGACAUUGAUGCGACCAAGUACAGCUUGAGCGCGUGAAUACGAAUAUCGAGCGACCUGCUUUAGGAAGCCGUAGCUUUUUUUUUAUUAUUCUUAUUCUUAGGGCAAGCUAAAGCAGAAGACCUUAUAUUACUAGUACAUUAGCGACCCCGUUUUUUUUUUUCUUUUAUGGGAGUACCGACAUAAAAUGCUAAAAUUGAAACCCGUCACACGCACAAAAAUGGGGUAUUUUAGCUAGAUCUUCUUGCAGCCAGCUUCGAAUUGCAUGACGUAGGUGUGAAAACAAUACAAAGGCAGCCCUUGAAAGUUUGUAAGACUCCAAAGAGCAUGGCCACUCUGGUACAUGCAGAAGCACAGGUCAGCAGACUAGCUGGCCAUUAUCUUCCUUCAACACUGCAACCAUAGUACAAGGAUUUCAGCAUCCAUAGCCUCAGAAUUUAAUAAAUGUUCAACAGUGAAUAAUUGCAAACAAGCUCAAUCCAUCACACUUUGAACAUGAACAGGUUAAGCCGCAUCUCAACUCUGAAGUCUCUUGUCUUUCUGACACAGGCUUAAAGGCAAACCUUUGAAUGGCAUCACAACCAAUACUUUUCGAAAUUACGAGAUGGUCUCCUUAAGCUGUAUUCGGUGUAUGUAGAAUGAGAACGAAUUCCAAAUUAGGCAAAAGGGGGAAGAAAAACUGGGCGGAAUGACAAUGAGUAAAAUGCCCUCCACAUAUACAAAAUUCAGAAAUGCUCCUGCGUCACUCAUGCCUCAGGGUUGCAUAUAUCGCAGUGAACAUACACCACAUAAAUCGCAGCAGUUUGCGACAUUUUGUAACCGCUGCCUAAGCUACAAGCAGCUGAAAGAGAAUAAUUAUUCCUUCCAAACUACACACUAAAGCAAAUGAUAUUCCAUCCCAUGGUAAACUAAUUAUUACGGACCAAAACUAACCAAAAAAACUAUGUCAGUACUCCUGUAAUUUUGCAGUUGGCGCUCUGAGUUGUGCACUGCCCUUUCCUAGGAACCCAUGAAACUAGCCUUGCUGAUGUGGUCGGUCAAAAACAA
This is a messenger RNA of Rhipicephalus microplus (southern cattle tick), 1707 nucleotides long. RefSeq names its product A-type potassium channel modulatory protein KCNIP1. The record is from RefSeq and is a predicted model, not a curated record. Lineage: Eukaryota; Metazoa; Arthropoda; Arachnida; Ixodida; Ixodidae. Gene Ontology annotation, molecular function: calcium ion binding.